AUGGGGAACGCAGAGAGCGGCUGUGGAGGUGGUAGCGGCGACGAGGAAGAUGUUGAGACAGAAACCCCCGGUUUCGCAGAAGGGAGCCCGGCCUCUGCUGCCACUGGCGCCGAGGGAGGCAGUGGUGGAAGGUCCGGCUCGGGAAGAAGCGGAAGGGGGUCGAGUAACAGUCCCGGACCGGGCAAUGGACUCCCCACCCCUGGAGACCUGUUGGAACAAGUCAAACUGAGAGAAGCGGCGGCCCGCAUGAGCGAUUCGUGCGUAGCGAUAUCAGAAUCGGUCCUUGCCCGAAAUGAGAGUGCCCUGGUACGGUGGCUGGAGGAGCGACUGAGCCGCGGAGAGGAGUCCGUAACCCUGGAGCAGUUCUGCGAAAUGUUGGAGAACAGAGACGCUCCGAGAGAAGAGUGUGAAGAAGCCUUCGGACAGUUUGAUGCAGAGGGAGAUGGUGUCGUGGAUGUGGAGGACAUGCUCACAGCCUUGAAAAACUGUAACGGAGCCAAUCUCCAGGGAGAACUGUGUCAUGUGAUCCGACAGCUACAGGCCUGCUCUCUGACCCCAGGGUUUGUGGACAUCUUCUCGAAGUCCAAGGAUCGACUGGGAGCGCACUCCUCGAAGAUUCUGAAGUUCCUGCACCGCAAUCGGAUUCCCAGCAGUGCGAUCCCGUUCCCGGUGCUGGAGGGCUACAGUAGCAUCUGCACCAUGAGGUCCUCGGUGGUGCAGAACUUUCUGGAAUACCUUCUGCAGAAAGAGAAAGACUUAGACAUGCAGUACCGUUCAGAGUUGAACCAGGAUCAGGAAGUGGAUAACUUUAAGGUCAUCACUCAGUGUUACAGUUUCAUCGAGGCCUCGUCCAACACGGCUGACGUUCAUAAGAUGACCAACGGGGAGACUGUGUCCUACUGGGAGUCGGACGGCAGCGCUCGCUCCCACUGGAUAAGGCUGAAGCUGAAGCCAGACGUGGUGUUGAGGCGUCUGGCGGUCGCCGUGGCAUCUAACGAUCACAGCUACAUGCCUCAGCUCGUAUCCGUGUCCGUGGGAAAAAACCGCCGCUCCCUGCAGGAGAUCCGAGACGUGAGAAUUCCCAGUAACGUGACUGGAUACGUGACGCUUCUGGAGAAUGCCAGUAUCACUUACCCAUACGUUCAGAUAAAUAUCAAGCGUUGCCUUAGCGACGGCUGUGACACUCGCAUCCAUGGGCUGAAGACGAUGGGUUACCAGAUCACCAAAAACAAGGAGGUGUCGGUGACGGACGCCUCUGCGAUCUGGUACCUGUCUCUCCUCACCUCGCUGGUCACCGCGUCCAUGGAAACCAACCCAGCGUUGGCACAGACCGUCCUGCACAACACACAAAAAGCCUUACAGCACAUGCCUCCCCUGUCUUUAACCCCGUCCUCCACCGAUUUCCCUAAAUUCUUCUCCUCCAACAUUCUGGAAGAAGUGGACAGCUUUCUCCUGCGUGUAGCAGAUUGCUGUGUGACCCCUGAGGCAGAGUUGACUCUGUUGGCGUUUGCUUUGGCCAGAGGGAGUGUGGCUAAAGUUCUGCUCUCUCUCUCCGGGCUGUGUGAGCACCUGGACUCCCAGUACCGGGCCUCUUCCCUGCUCGCUUCCAUGGCAACCGUCCGAAUGAAAUUACUCUACCGCAACGGUAAACAGCUCCAGCUGCACCUGCAGGCGUGUGAUGUGAAGGGGAAAGAGGAGAGGUCUGGACCUGAGAGUAUGCUCACUGAACCCACCAACGGAGACGGCUUUCUGACCGAGAGUGGGAAAAAGAGAGCCAGCGUCAUUCUGUCCACCGAGGAUCAGAGCUGUUUCCAAGUCACGCAGAUCAAAAUUAAAGUGAGGAAAGGGGCUAUUGGUGCUAAGUGCGGCCUAGUGUUCGCUUACAACGACUCGGAACAGUUCUCCGCCGACCAACACUUUAAGAGAUUUAAAAAAUACGACUCCUGGACUUUCAAAGACUACAAAGAAUUCGUCCAAGACAAUGCGAGGCCGGCAGAGCAGUCAGAGGAUGAGCCCAUUGGCUGGUUUGAGCUGGAGGAAGACUGGAACGACGUGGACAUUAAACUGCAGCAGUUUCGGGUGUGCAAAUUUCUGAUGGUGAAGUUCCUGUGUCCGAGGCAGGAAUCUGCAGAGCGUCUGGGAGUCCAGCAGAUCAGUUUCAGCGGCUAUCUCUGUCCAGGAACGGAGAGGCCCGCGGAGCUGGAGGACCUGAACGCAAACGCGGACAGAGCCGACUCCGGCCCCGUCUCGGGGCUCACGCUCAUGAAGAAGACGCUCUUCUUUAUCCAGCAGCUCACCCAGGGCAUGAACUCAUCUGUGUGUAAGCAGAAGUUUGUGCUGGACUUCAGUAGACUGAGUCUUCAGCUCUUCUGGGAUUUCUACAGUAAACUCAGGACCAUUGAGGGAGAGGAGGCCCUGAAGACCCGGGUUCUGAUUCUCCAGUUGCUGCAGAACUGUUUCCCCGUACUCUCUAGCCCACCAGACAGCCACAGCUCCACAGACCUGUCUGCGUCCGCGUCUGCGUCUGCGUCCGCGUCUGCGUCUGCGUCCGCGUCUGCGUCUGCGUCCCCCAGCCCAGACAGAGACCCAACAGAGGCGGUCUGGGAACUCUACAUACACCUGUGUGAAGUGGUGGAUGGUCCCGAGGGUGAAGGUCUCGUAGAGAAAGCCCUGAGGAGAGAGGCAGUUAAGGCCAUUCUGAAUGGAGCUGCUGUUUUCUAUCCCGAUAAACAGAGUCGCAGAGACAAACUCUUCCACAUGAUGAAAAACAUAACAGAGGAGGACCAGCCGGAAUCUGUAAAACUUACCUUUGAGUCUCUCUGUAGCUACUUCAGUGAUCAGGACCCGAGUGGACUGCUCCUCCUGCCUCCUAAAGGAGCUCCAUCGGAUUUUGACAUCUCCCCCGUUCUGGCCGUCAUGGACACUCUGCUCCUCGUGGCCACUAGAGAGUGUGAGGUUCUGAUGCUGGGGCCCGGUGGAGGGGGCAGUCAGAAGGUUCUCCAGUCUCUGUUCUGGGCUCUCCAGGGCAGCCUGCUCUCCUGGUGUUACCUGCAGCUCAAAGGAGCGGCGUCCGGGGCCACGGCCGCCGAGCUGGCCAGAGACAUACUGCUCAAGUAUGUGGAUCAGUUUUUGACUGAGACCAGUCUGACACUGAGCUCUUUGCUGGACAAGUUCAGUGGAUCAGAGAUCGUAGAGAAACUGGGCGGCUCCAUCCUCGCCAUGGCAACCAGACAGCUGACCAUCUUCCUCCUGGAGCUGUGUGCCCUUGACAUCCCGCACUGCGUACUCCUCCGAAACUUCUCCUCUCUGGUCGAGCUGCUCAAGACACUGUCCAGUAACACAGAGGACGUCAUCUCCAAGGUGGAUCUGGAGAACUGUCAGCAGACCCAGCAGCCUGUUGUCCUGCGGACGUGGAACAUGGAGUCCUCCCAUAAUUACGAGAACAGUCGACACGAGACCACCGUGUUCGUCUGCCCGGGGGCCACGUCUUUCGAGGUGGAGUUUGAUGAACGUUGUGAAACGGAGAAGAGGUAUGACUAUCUGGAGUUCACUGACGCCAGAGGAGGGAAGGUUCGCUACGACAUGAAGGUCGGCACAGAGAAGUGGCCAAAGAAAGUGACGUUUAAAGCCGGACCCCAGCUGCAGUUCCUCUUCCACUCAGACAGCAGUAAUAAUGAAUGGGGCUAUAAGUUUACCGUGACCGCGUACGGUCUGCCCGACAUCAGCGUGUCCUGGAUCUCCGACCUGCAGCUGCUGGUGUCCAGACUGAUGGGCAGACUGGCCUCCCGCACCAUGGCCCUCAAAUCUCCGCACGAGAUGCGCAGUGUGAAGGAGCUGCCGGCGGGAAUGCUGACCCAUGUCCUCUCCUCUCCUCUGUGGAAGCCCAUAUUCAGACACAGCCCGUCUCUGCCAGCAGGGGGCAGCCAAUCACAGCAUGCCACCGUGGACACACAGCAGUCGGAAACGGCCCGGUCUGGCGACGGCCUGCUGGAGCUCCUGGUGGAGUUCGCCCGCUGGGAUCCCUCCCAGGACGCGCCUGACGGACGCACGGAGCUAAUGAGAGCUCUCAUGCUGGCCUGCAAGAAGCAGCCAAUCAGGAAUGAGAUUGCGGCGGGGUCAAAGGUCGACCAGGCGGUGAAUGCGAUCUGGGCUGCCAUGGUGUACCACACGCCCGCUCUCCAGCACGCUCUCAAGACCUUCGUGGCUAAGAGUGGGCAGUGCAGUCUGAGUGAAGACCUGAUGCAGGUGUACACUCUGGCAGACAGUAUCAGAACAUGGAUGCUUGAGAUGAAACAGCGCUACCUAGUGAGCAAAAUGAACGUGACAGAGGAGAGGGAGGAGGGACAGGGUGAGGUCAGCAUGGAGUCACUGGCAAACAUUUGCAUCAGUAAGAGCUUGCUCCUCCUUCGCUUCAGCCCCAGUGGAGGAGUCACUCUUCCUACUCAGGACACCGACGCCUCCAGGACAGCAGAGGGCGCCAGCUCCUCCCUCCUCCUCAGAUCUGUCUCUAUAUCAGAGGGAGACUUCCAGCCCAGUCCCUCUCCAUCCAGUUCCCAGCCACCCAGGGCAGAAGGGGGAGCGGAGGCCGCAUCCUUCCCAGGACAAGCUCACCCAGCAAGGGUCGAAGCCCAGGCGACGUCCCCUACAGAACCUGGAGCUUACAGUAGCACCACUGCUGCCCAGGGCCCCGGCGGCUCUACGGAAAACCUCCACUCCCACACAGGGGAGCCGGUAUCUCCGCUCCCCCGGAAAGCUGCCUUCAGCCGGGGCAGGUUGAGGCUGCUGUCCCUGCGCUCGGUGGAAGAACCGCGGGUGGCGCCUUUGGUCAAAGAGCGUUUCCCGAUCCUCAAACAUAUCCUCAACUUCAUGAAGGACAUGGCCAUCACCGAAGCCAGUGUUAUGCAGACUCUGGCCCUGAAGGAGGCCCAGGCUCUGAGUGUGUGUGAGGUGUUAGAGACGGUGCAGCAGUGUUUACGGUCCCUGGGGAAACCACACCUCUUCCAGGCCCCGUGUAUUCUGUUCCUACAGGAGUUACUGGCCUGUCAGAAAGACUUCACCAAUUAUUUCUCUCAGCUGUCUGGCAGUGGUCAGGAGUUGAGAGAGAGGGUGCGACGGUCGUAUCAUGGUCUGGUCCUGAUGCUGGUGGAGGCAGUGCAAAACUUCAACACACUCAAAGACAGGAAGGUCCUACUGCCUGCCCUGUCCUGUGUGCAGACCUGUUUGCUUCAUCUCCUGGAUAUGUGCUGGGAAGUGCAGGAUUUGCAUCUGUUCCUGGACAUUAAACUGCCUGACCUGCUACUCACCAUGUCUCAGGAGAACAUCAGUGUGCAUGACAUAGCCAUAAGUCAGUGGACAGAGGAGGACGAGAUCGCCGACUAUGAGAGGAACUGUGAGUGGAUGGACGAGUGUUCAGACGGCUUGUUAGACAAAUGGUAUGAGAAGAUCUCCCAGGUCUCUGCCGAGGAAAGCAGAAAGAUGCACAUGUUCAUUGCGCGGUACUGCGACCUGCUGAACGUGGAGAUCUCGUGUGACGGGUGUGAGAGGAUCGCCCCGUGGCACCGGUACCGCUGUCUGCAGUGCAUGGACAUGGACCUGUGCAAGACCUGCUUCCUCAGUGGCGCUAAGCCUGCAGGUCACGAGGACGACCAUGAGAUGGUGAAUAUGGAAUACGCCUGUGACCACUGUCAGGGCCUGAUCGUGGGCAGCAGGAUCAACUGUAACGUAUGUGAGGACUUCGACCUGUGUUUCGGCUGUUACAACGCCAAGAAAUACCCAGACAGUCACCUGCCCACUCAUCGUAUCACGGUGUACCCGAUGGUGACCAUCCGUAUCAGCGAUCGUCACAGACUCAUCCAGCCCUACAUCCAUAACUACUCCUGGCUGCUGUUUGCUGCUCUCGCCCUCUUCACCUCUGACCUGACCAGCGAGAGAGAGCAGGAGGGCGAGCAGCUGGAGCCCGUCACCCUCGGAUACGCUGCCGCCUUACAGACGCGCUGCUCUGACCUCAUCACGGAGUGCCUGCUCAAGGGACAGACAGGGAAAGGUCUGAGAGCCUCUGCUCUGUUGUCUCUGUUGUCCUCUAAUGAACCAGUGACAGAGACUGAGCCGUCUCCCGUAAGCCCAGAGACCCCUCAGGAGACCAGGGGCCCUGCUGAUGCCCCCUCCCUGCCGGUCAACACCGCUACGCCCCCCACAGACGGAACCAAAAACCAAGAGCAAAUACUGAAAACAGACAUACCGUCACCUCCUAAAACCUCGUUGGCUGCUGAAGGUGAACCCCUCUCCUCCUCGUCAAAGAAGAUGAAGAAGCUGGUUUCCCAGGAUACGCUGGACUUGUCCAAUCAGAGUCAAACGCCGUCAGUGUCCAGUCAGGACGUGGACACCUCUCGUGUUUCCAGAGCCUCUGAGUCUGGCAGUGACACCGUGACCUCGCCUGCCUCUGAGGGUCUGGACGCAGCCAAAGAAUCGGAGGAGAGAGCGGCCAGGGUUCCCCUCCAGGAGCACGUGUUCGCAGAAUGUUCCAGAGAGAGGAUCCUGGGACUACUGGCUGCCAUGUUACCUCCAGCUAAACCGGGCCACGCCCUGUCCCUGUCCGGCCUGAGUCCCAUUCUCCCUCUGCUGUUCCGCGUGGUCAUCUCCAACGCCGGCUGCCUGAACGAGACCUACCACCUGACCCUGGGGCUCCUGGGCCAGCUGCUCCUGCGGAUCUCUCCGGAAGAGGCCGACGCCGCCGUCACCGAGGCCCUGGCCGACAAGUGUGAGCUCCUGGCCCUGGGAGACGCGGCUGUCCCAGACACACACGGCUGGAGAACCACGCAACUCCUCUACAGCCUAGGAGCAGUGUGUCUGGACAGUCGUAUAGGUCUGGACUGGGCAUGCUCAGUAGCAGAUAUCUUGCGGAGUUUGAACGCGUAUCCUCAGUGGGGUUCGGUUAUAGCCGCCUUCACUGAUCACUGCAUUCAACAGUUACCACAGCAACUCAGACGCACCAAUCUCUUCACACUUCUGGUCCUGGUGGGCUUCCCCGAGGUGUUGUGUAUGGGCACGCAGGCGGUGUUCAUUGACAACGCCAACGAACAGCACAACAUGAUCCUGCUCAAGCAUUUCACCGAGAAGAACCGGGCCGCGGUGGUGGACGUGAAGACGCGCAAACGCAGGACGGUGAAGGACUACCAGCUGGUUCAGGCCCAGGACUGCAGCGGUCCUGACUCCCAGACGAGGAGCGCCAGUCAGGACGACUCCUCCGCCCAUCUCAGCCGGUACCUCCGCAACUUCAUCUCCAUCGUCACGCACCUCCUGCAGGUGGGAGUGGACAGCACUGCUCCUGACGCCGUGGAGGCCACAUGGUUACUCUCACUCGCUUUAAAGGGACUCUACAACACACUCAAGAAGCACGGUGUGGAGCAGGCCCAGGACGCGAUCCAGCGGUCUGGUUUGACUCAGCUCCUGGUGAGAAAGUGCAGUAAAGGGACAGGCUUCAGUAAGACCUGGCUCCUACGCGACCUGGAAAUACUCUCCAUCAUGCUCUACUCCUCCAAACGGGAGAUCCACUCCAUGGCCGAGGACACGGAGGGAGAGGGGGAGGGAGACAAGGAGGAGGAGAGGGACAGAGAGAAGGAGCACGACUCGGAUCACUCCAGCUGCUGCGCUGACGAAACCGACCCAAACCACCCCGACCCCCUGGAGGGCCUGGACGAGGAGACCAAGAUCUGCUUCCAGAUUACCCAUGAUGCUUUGAAUGCUCCGUUGCACAUCCUGAGAGCCAUGUACGAACUCCAGAUGAAGAGGACAGACUCCUUCUUCCUUGAGGUCCAGAAGAGGUUUGACGGUGACGUUAUAAAGACGGACGAGACCAUUCGGACUCUGGCCCAGAAGUGGCAGCCGUCAAAACGGCCUCGUUCGGACGAGAGGAGCGCCAAGGCCGUGGACACCGACAUGAUCAUCGUGCCCUGUGUGUCGAAGCCCAGUCGCUGUGAGAAGGCGACGGAGGAGACUAACCUGGUGACUCAGAAGUUGAUCACUAACACAGAGAGCGACCUCCAGCUCAGCUACGCCAAACAGCGCCGCACCAAGAGCUCCGCCCUCCUCCACAAAGAGCUGGACGCCCGCAGUAACAAGGCCGUGAGGCAGUACCUGUUCAAGGUGAACGAGGCCAUCUCCACGCUGUACGCCCGUCACGUCCUGGCCUCGCUGCUGGCUGAUUGGCCCUCCGGCACGCCCAUCAGAGAGGAGGACCUGGAGCUGAGCGGAGCCUCACACAUGGCCUACAUCCUGGACAUGCUAAUGCAGCUGGAGGAGAGACAGCUAUGGGAGAGGAUUCUCCAGAAGGUUCUGAUGGGCUGCAGUCACAGUAUGCUGGGGAGCCUGUCUCUCACCGCCUGUCAGUUUAUGGAGGAGCCUGGGAUUGGGUUGCAGGUCCGCGAGUCCAAACACCCCUACGACAACAACACCAACUUCGAGGAUAAGGUGCACAUUCCCGGAGCGAUCUACCUGUCGGUGAAGUUUGACUCGCGGUGUCACACAGAGGAGGGCUGUGAUGAGCUGCUCGUGUCCAGCAGUAGUGACUUCCUGCAGGACGUGCACAACUUCAGCGGCUCCCACCAGAAAUGGACCGACUUCGAGAUUCCUGGGGACACCCUGUACUACAGGUUUGUGUCUGAUAUGAGUAACACAGAGUGGGGUUACAAAUUCACUGUGACAGGAGGACACCGAGGACGCUUCCAAACAGGUUUUGAGAUUCUAAAGCAGAUGUUGGCGGAUGAACAGGCCCUGACCCAUCUCCCAUUGGCUGACAUUUGGGAGUGGCAGGUGGGCGUGGCGUGUCGCCAGACAGGAAACCAGCGUCUGAAGGCUAUUCACCUGCUACUCCGCAUGUUGCAGUGCCCCACACAAUGGGGCUGUGACCUGACCCUGCUGAGGCCGUUGUGGCAGUUGCUGACCUCCAUGCAGAGCAGCGUGAGUCAGGACCCGACCAGCAUCACCGUCCUGCUGCCCCUUCAUCGUGCCCUCACUGAACUCUUCUUCAUCGCCGAGGCCAAAGCCAUGGAACAAGGCAUCCUUCAGGAGUACCUGCUAGCACUCACAACCAACGAACAGCUACUGACGCGUACGGCUCAGGCUCUGAAGAACAUAGCUGCCAUCAGCCUGGCCAUAAAUUACCCAAAUAAAUCCACUCAGCUGCUCAAUCUGUCCCCCUGAAAGAGAGGCAGCCAGCCCUGUGUCUGCAGGGCCACUGUGGGAGACUUAUCCCCUCCGUCUUCCAGAGAGCGAUUCCUGUAAACCAGAGACUUUCAUUCAUCUGUCACAGACCUGG
This is a messenger RNA of Chanos chanos (milkfish), 9313 nucleotides long. It is a transcript of the gene zzef1, whose product is annotated as zinc finger, ZZ-type with EF hand domain 1. Gene Ontology annotation, molecular function: calcium ion binding; zinc ion binding. Bases 1 to 9198 code for a protein of 3065 amino acids. NCBI's taxonomy places the organism in Eukaryota, Metazoa, Chordata, Actinopteri, Gonorynchiformes, Chanidae. The transcript is spliced from 54 exons. The record is from RefSeq and is a predicted model, not a curated record.